GGGGCCAUGGGCUCUGAUGUUCUAUUCCUAGGAUGGAGUAGGGUGGAAUAAAGCAUGAGGGGGCCUAGGCCCUGGGGUGAGAAGGACUGGGGUAGCCCCCGUGAUGAAGAAUGAGCUCUGCCAUGUGGGUUCUGGGACCUGCGGUGUCCAGCGGUGGCUCUGAGCAGGCCUUGGUACAAUGUAUAGAUGUAGCCCCAGAAACUGACCUGUCUACUGUGUGCAAAACCAAACAGGAUGGGGGUGGCGUCAGGGGCAAAGGUUAGUGGAGCCCAAGCAGGUCAGAGGCCAGGGCACUGGCUGUUCCUAGGGAGAGGACCCAGCAGAUCAGAGACUGACUGGGGGGAGCACCCUCGCAUGGGCGCCCUGGAUGUCUGCCCCUUCAUCCCAGUGAGGGGUGUCAGCAUGGAAGACUGUGUGCUCUGUGCCCAGGCUUUUGGCCAGCAGUUGGCAGAGGAGCUCAGUGUGCCAGUGUACCUAUAUGGCGAGGCAGCACGGAUGGCCAAUCGCUGCACACUGCCGGCCAUCCGGGCAGGAGAGUAUGAGGGACUGCCUGAGAAGCUCAAGCAGGCCGAGUGGGCCCCCGACUUUGGCCCUAGCACUUUUGUCCCCAGCUGGGGGGCCACUGUCACGGGGGCCCGGAAGUUCCUCAUUGCCUUCAACAUCAACCUGCUGGCCACCAAGGAGCAAGCCCACCGUAUUGCCCUCAACCUGCGGGAGCAGGGCCGUGGGAAGCAGCAGCCAGGCCGUCUGAAGAAGGUGCAGGGCAUCGGAUGGUACCUGGAGGAGAAGAGCCUGGCUCAGGUGUCCAUGAAUCUAUUGGACUUCGAGGUCAUGGGGCUGCACACCGUCUAUGAAGAGACCUGCAAGGAAGCGCAGGAGCUGAGCCUUCCCGUGGUGGGCUCGCAGCUGGUGGGCCUGGUGCCUCUGCAGGCCCUGCUGGACGCUGCCAACUUCUACUGCCACAAAGAAAACCUUUUUGUGUUGGAGGAGGAGCAUCGCGUCAGGCUGGUGGUGAGCAGGCUGGGCCUGGACUCCUUGGCGCCCUUCAAUCCCAAAGAGCGAGUCAUCGAGUAUUUGGUUCCCAACGACCCAGCACAGAGCUUGCUGGACUUGACCUUCCGUGACUUUGUCCGUGAGGUGGGCGCCCGCUCAGCCACCCCAGGUGGUGGCUCAGUGGCAGCAGCUGUUGGUGCCAUGGGUGUAGCACUGGCCUGCAUGGCUGGCCAGAUGACCUAUGGGAGGCGCCGCUUUGAACACCUGGACACAGCCAUGCGGCGCCUGAUCCCACCCUUCCAUGAGGCAUCGACCCAGCUGGCCUCUCUGGUGGAUGCUGAUGCCCAGGCCUUCACUGCCUGCCUGGAGGCAAUGAAGCUGCCCACAAAAACACCUGAGGAGGAGGAAAGACGUGUAGCUGCCCUGCAGGAGGGACUGAGGCGGGCAGUUGAAGUGCCCCUGGUGUUGGCGGAGACAGUGUCCCGGCUGUGGCCAGUGCUGCAGGAGCUGGCCCUCUGUGCGAACCUGGCCUGCCGAUCUGACCUGCAGGUGGCAGCCAAAGCCUUGGAGACAAGCGUGUUUGGUGCCUAUUUUAACGUGCUCACCAACCUUCGGGACGUGGCUGAGGAGGCAUUCAAGGAGCAGACUCACCAGCGCAUCUCCAGCCUCCUUCAGGAAGCCAAGAUCCAGGCUGCGCAGGUGCUGGACAGCCUGGAGGCCCGGCAGGCGUGAUAGCCGGCGAAGUGGCGAACAGUGGGGACCUUCUUAUCCAAUGAGGCCUCCAGUCCCUUUAGGAUGGAGCCCCAUCUUGUCCCCUGGGUCAGAAGGCGUAAAGGAAGGGAACAUGGUAGGGCUUGGGUUACGGCCUAUCUGGGCUCCCUGCAGGGUCAGCCUGUCACCCUUGGUCACUUGUAUCCCCCCAUUAAAGCCUGAACAUAUGA
Messenger RNA from Cavia porcellus (domestic guinea pig), 1934 nucleotides. It is a transcript of the gene Ftcd, whose product is annotated as formimidoyltransferase cyclodeaminase. Gene Ontology annotation, molecular function: folic acid binding; transferase activity. The record is from RefSeq and is a predicted model, not a curated record. The coding region runs from base 235 to 1725 and encodes 496 amino acids. The transcript has 13 exons. NCBI's taxonomy places the organism in Eukaryota, Metazoa, Chordata, Mammalia, Rodentia, Caviidae.